Molecule: messenger RNA, 3791 nt
Organism: Bombus huntii
Lineage: Eukaryota; Metazoa; Arthropoda; Insecta; Hymenoptera; Apidae
Product: zinc finger protein 836-like
Exons: 8
Coding region: 414-2498 (694 amino acids)
Biological process (GO): regulation of transcription by RNA polymerase II
Cellular component (GO): nucleus
Molecular function (GO): RNA polymerase II transcription regulatory region sequence-specific DNA binding; DNA-binding transcription factor activity, RNA polymerase II-specific
Source: RefSeq, a predicted model, not a curated record
CCCCAUUUUGAAAUCUCGAACCAGACGCAUAGAACGCGCGAGUUACUUUCGCGUAACAUGAUUUUCGAAUUUGAACAGUUAUGAAUAUACUUAAUUACGGAGAAAUGAUAAUUUGUGAAAGCUUUUAUUUUACGUCGUUAAAAUAUAACAGCUUAACUUCAAUUAUUGUUAGAAGAAUUACAUUUUUAAGUCAUGUUACGAAUCGACCUUAAGAUAACCUCUUCAUUAAUUUAUACAAAUAUCGGCAUUUCAAAAUGUAAUUAUAAAUAAUUCAUUUAUUUUGUAUACUUUGAAUAUAGUGAUGCAUACGUUUAGUGUAGUUUAUAAAAUUUUAUAUUAGACAGACAAGAUGUUACUAUUAAUUUAAACGUCAAGAAUUUUAUAACGGUAUGAUUUAAUUAAAUAUCAUCACCAUGAAUGAGGAAAGAAGUGUUGAAGAUUCUUCAUAUUUAAGUUAUGAAAUAAAUGGCACUAGAUAUAUUUUACAAACUGUAUCAGAUCCAGCUAUAGAUAUAUCAAAAGCUGUAUCAACCACUCAAGAACAAAAUACAAUUAAUCUUAUAAAUGAACCACAAGUAGAAAAAGAUGAUGAAUCAAUUUCUUUAAUUUGCUUAGAUGGUCAGGUUUAUGCGUUUCAAAAUGGAGAAUUACAAGAAUUAGAUUUUAGUCAAGUAAUAGAUGAAAAUGAAUCGCAAGAAAAAACAGUGUUGCUACCUAAAGAAGAUGAUAAUUGUGAACCACAGUACAUUACCAACGAAGGAUUAGUAAUUGGAAAUAUUGAUGAACAUUCUCAAGAACAAUAUGAAAUUAUUACUGGUCAAAAUGAAAAAAAUUUUAUAAUUGAGAAACAUAAUGUAAAUGCUAAUGAUUUUGUGGAAGUUGUCACAGCAUUUAAAUGUAAGAUAUGUACUUAUACCACUCAAGACAAAACACAAUUAUUACAGCAUUUUCAGAAAACGCAUGUAAAUCCUAAAGUGGAUAUAGAGAUAAAAGAAGAAUCUAAGAUUACAGAUGAAGUAAAAUUGUUAUAUAUGUGUGGAGAAUGUUCUAAUUGCUUUCCUUCUAUUGAAGAUUGUAAAGAACACAUGAUAAAUGAUCAUCAAUUAACAGACACAGGAGCCAAUAGAGGUGGUAAAGAAAAUAUAACAGAUGAUUCAAAAGAUUCUGGGUUAUUAGAGUGUAUAGGACAGAGUGUUGAAAGUAAUGAUAUAAAACGUCAAGUUAAAAUUCAAAAACCUCUAAAUUCUGAAUAUAUGCUCAAUAAAAAAAUGAUCGAAUUAAUGGAAAGAAACAUAAAGUGUUCAUAUAGAGGAUGUCCAUACAAAUUUUGUACAGAGGAAACAAUGCAGCAACAUGCACUUUGUCAUACGGAAUCACAAAAUGGAACAGCAUUUAAAUGUAGCGUUUGCCGUGAUAUGAAAUUUACCAAAUGGAGACAGUGUAGCUUACAUUUAUGGAAAAAGCAUCAAAUUGACAUAGGAUUAUUUACUUGUAAAAUAUGUAAAGCAUAUAAAAGUGCAACAAUGGUCAAACUUUUAACUCAUAUGCGUGUGCAUAGUGAGACACGCGAGUAUGAAUGUUCAGAAUGUGGUAAAUGUUUUAAACAAGCCAGUCAAUUGCGUAAUCAUAGAGUUAUGCAUUUGGAUCGCAAAACAUUGGAAGUAACGCGGUGGUAUACUUCAAAAAAAUGUGAUAUGUGUGGAAAAACUUAUGCUAAUUCCAAAUGCUUGAAGAGUCAUAUUCAAGCAGUCCACUCAAAAUUGCGACCAUAUGUUUGUAAUGUUUGUGGACAUUCUAGCGCUAGAAAAGCAAUGUUGCAAAUGCAUUUACGACAACACACUGGUGACAAACCCUUUAGUUGUGAACUUUGCGAAUAUAAAACAGGUGAUCACAAUACGUUACGACGUCAUAUUAUGCAACACACAGGUUUUAGACCUUAUAAAUGCCCUCAUUGUUCUUAUACAGCAAUACAAAGUAGUAGUUAUAAAAAUCAUUUGAAAUCUAGACAUCCUUUACUUUCUGGUUUAUUUACAUGUGACCUAUGUCCUUUCAAAACUGUUAAAAAUCAAAGUUAUAUACAACAUGUAAGAGACCAUGAAAAGGGAUUAAUCAAAGCGAAUAUGCAAAAAAAAGAUAGUGAAAAUGUCGAAGUUUUUCCUGGUAAUAUUGCGGCUGCACAAUUGAUUUAUAGUUGCUUAGGUGCCUUUUCAAAAGUGGGCGAUACUUUAGAAGCAAAUUUAAUGUCUUCCUCAACGUCUGCAGACGGUACAUCACAAACGAUUACAAUACAGAUACCAUCAAAACAUCUUGAAGGUUCACUGCCAACAAGAGAAUGUAGAACUAAAAGUAACUCAGCAAUUGAACAAGAAGAUGAAGAAACAAUGCAUUGUUUUUUAAAAAUUCCAAGGGAAGAGGAAGAAAGUAUAGACACAGGUGGUAUAACUAUACCUGCAGAACCUGAGGAAUCAGGCGCAACAACUAUUAAUGUUGAUACAUGAAAUACGGAAUAUUAAGUUGCUAAUUAAAAUAUUCCUGUAUAUUUGAAAACACCUAGAAAUUUAUACUUCAAAGUAAAUGAAGAAAUGCUAGUCACACGUUACUUAGAAGGUAUGAAUCAAUUUGUUUUCUUUUGACAAGAAAUUAGAAUUAAUAUAUUAAUUUUUUUAAAUUCUAAAUCUGAUACUAUUUUUGGAAUUGUACACUAUAUCAGCAAACACAAACAAUAACAAUUUAAGUGUUUUCGUUUGAAAAAAAUUUUAAUUUUGUACAUUAUUUUAAAGAAAUGAGAACAUAUGCACAUUCAAUCAGUUAAUUGCAUUCACGGUUUCUAUGUUCAUAUUUGUUCAAAAAAUUGUUAUUUUGUCUUGAAACAAGAUUUUAUAGUUAAAAGAAUGUAAUUUUGAGAUAUUUUAUUUUAAAUUUUACUAAGAAUGUAAUUUACUAUAUAUUUAAACACAUUUUUAAGAUUUUGAAUGUAUUUAUUGAUAAUUAAUAAGAAAUUAGUAGAAGUGUACAUAAAAAUUGUAAAAUAAUCUGGGAACCGUUGUAAAAUGUAAAUUACAAUGUCUCGUAUGGUUUACAAUACGAGUAAAAUAAUAUUUUACAUGAUGGACUAAAGAGAAAUGCUCUGAUAUUUUUGACUUAAUUAUUCAUCAGGUAAAAAUAAUACUUAUUGCUAUGGAAGAUUCAAUUUAAAAUCUUUUUAAAAGAUUUCGUAUAUUAAUUAUUGGAUUUCACAAAUAUGUCCCCACAAAUUGGAAUUACGGUAUCAAUUUGCUUAAGUGCGAGAUUUGUGAAAAUGGUAACUGGUGGACAUAUGUAAACAUAUUAUUUUUAAAAAAUCCAAUAGGAAAGUUUUAAAAUAUAUUUAACUAUAUAUAUAAAAUAAAAAAUAUAUAAAUUAUAGCAUAUAAUACAGUUGCCUUUUUAUAUGUAUUUUGUAAAAAAAAACGUGAAGUGAAAUAAAAAAUACUGUUUUUAAGGACAUCCUAAGCAAAUUGAUACAGGUUAUUAUUUACAGCUAAUUAUUCAUAAAACGUGAGAAGCUCCUUUUUUUAAGCAACUGAUGUGGAUCUUCCCGGAAAUUACACCUCGUAUCACAACUAACAGUCUCUGGGCAGUUCGCCAUAAUAAGCUGUUAAAGCUAUUAGCUUUCUGUCAAGAAAGUUUUGUUCCACUUCUACACCACCACCUACUGCGGCUAACAUGGCAAGCUGUAAAUUUGUAUAUAUAUAAAUAAAAGCAAUUGAUGUAUAGUGCAUUAUAAAGUAAAGUAACAUAGAAUAUCGAAA